Messenger RNA from Alternaria atra, 1701 nucleotides. RefSeq lists its product as uncharacterized. The record is from RefSeq and is a predicted model, not a curated record. Lineage: Eukaryota; Fungi; Ascomycota; Dothideomycetes; Pleosporales; Pleosporaceae. Gene Ontology annotation, biological process: carbohydrate metabolic process. Gene Ontology annotation, molecular function: carbohydrate binding; catalytic activity. The transcript has 3 exons. The coding region runs from base 1 to 1701 and encodes 566 amino acids.
AUGAGCGCAUUCAAGUUACUCGGUCUUGCUGCCCUUGCUGCUGCGGCCCCAGUAGAAGAGCGCGCAAAGAAGCCCAAGAGCUUUCUGAAAGAGCUUGGAGACUCGACUUGGGUUAUUGGUAACGAGAUCUGGAACGUUACACAGAAUCGCCAGUAUGCCAAUAAGUUGUGGUACAACGGGAAGGAUCGCGUCGGAAAUGCCGUUGGGCAUUAUGUUAGCUACAACGGUGCCGCAUCUGAUCUGAACUGGACAUCCGCCGCGAUUGUCGAUUCAGAUACCGACUACAUCAAUGUCAAGUUCACGGCGAAGGAAGGCGACUUUCAUUGGGUAAUCUACGAUGAUCUCCCAGGUGCAUACCAGUACUUUGUGAAUCAUGCCCUACCUACAUUGGGCGAGUUCCGUACUUUGUGGCGCCUCGACAAUACCUCAUUCCCUCGCGGUCAUAACAACGUCAAAGAUGGCGUGCUGCCCGCAUUGGAAGAGUACCUUCAAGGUACAAACGUGCAGGAUGAAACCUGGCAAAAAGCUGACGGAUCCUUCCUGACGAAGUACGACUGGAGUGGCUUCGUCCGGGAUCAGACAUACUACGGUGUUUAUGGCGACGAGGUGGGAAGCUGGUACUUCAACCCUGGAAAGGACUACUACAACGGCGAUCAUCUCAAGCAGGAGCUCAUGAUCCAUCGUGAAUCCCGGACCGGAGACGCAGUUCAGCUGAACAUGAUUCAUGGCACACAUUACCAGGCCAUUGCGCGUGAUUCCUUCGCUGAUGGUAAGAUUUGGGGUCCAUGGCUCUGGUACCUGAACGAUGGAAGCAAAGACGACGCUGCAGCCCGCUGGGAGAAAGAAGAAGCAGCUUGGCCUUAUAAAUGGUUCGAGAACAAGCCCUACCAAUCCCGCGGCAAGAUGCAGGGCAAGCUUCUCCUGAGCGACGGACGUCCAGCUGCCGGCGCUGCUGUCUUCCUCGGAGACAACCGCAACACCACAGUGUCAACGCUCGACCAAGGACAGAACUACUACUAUACCACCUACGCAGAUGAGGACGGCAAAUUCGAUAUUCACGACAUACGCACCGGCACAUAUGCGCUCUACGCUUGGGGCAACGGCGGCGCAAUCGGCGAUGUCACAACAAAUUUUACCCAGAACGAUGUUGAGAUCCGCGAGGGCAAGAACACGAACCUCAAAGAAAUGACCUGGAAGGUUACCGACAGCCAGAAGCGCAUCUUCCAGAUUGGCGACUUCGAUCGCACUACUGAUGGUUUCAAACUUGCUGACCCGGCCCACCCAUACGAACACGGCCGCAUCUCCAAGUGCCCUGCAAAUCUUACUUACACCGUCGGUACUAGCUCUCCCGCUGACUGGUGUUUCGGUCAAUCUGCCCUCGGCACCUGGUCCGUUCUCUUCCCGUCCAAGAGCACCGCCGCCGCUAAACUGACGGUAUCCCUCGCUGGCUUCUCCCAGGGCUCAAGCUGCGACAUCCUGCUCAACGAUGUCAAAGUGGGAAAUAUCACGAGUGCCAGUCUACUGAACAGCCAAGAUACGUAUCGUGGUGCUACACGAGCAGGUGAAUGGAGGUUGCUAGAGCUUCCGAUCGCAGAAGGCGCUUUGAAGAGUAAUGGAAGUAACCGCAUAGAUAUCAAGGUUACUAGGACUACCCAAUGGAGAGGGUGGCUUUGGGAUAGCUUGGUCUUGGAUCAGGUGUAA